AUGAAAUUUAAUAGAGAAAAGUGUAAAGUAUUGCAUGCAGGCAAUAAAAAUGUGCUGCUCUAGAAAGAGUGCAAAGAAGAGCAACCAGAAUUAUCCCGGGUUUCAAAGGCAUGUCGUAUGCAAACAGGCUAAAAGAAUUUAAUCUAUUCAGUCCUGAACAAAGAAGACUACGCGGCGAUCUGGUUCAAACAUUCAAAAUCCUAAAAGGUAUAGACAAUGUCUAUCUCUUAUUCUUUUAACCUCCUCUUUGAAUGUUCUCUUGUACUAUAUAUCACCUUACAGUACAAUAAUACGACAAAAAAUUGACUGAAUGAUAACACCCGAAAAUAAUCUUAAUAUUUUUUUAAUAAAGUAGUCGGCGCAAAUAUAGUAUUAGGCCGUGGAUUGCGUCGAUCGCCGGCUUAUUUUGACCCCCUGCAUUCAUUGUCACUAUUUUUGCUUUGAAAAUAAUUGGCUAUUUUUUUUUAGCAGUCAUUUUUUACGUUUUAGUCUCUCGAAGUGCUUAACACAGAAAACCCGCCCCUUCAACUCUCUGAUUGGUUAAAUGUUGUGUUAAGACGUAACACAGCUGUCAUGUGGUUCCAAGAAUUUUCUUCACCCAGCAGCGCGCAACUGAUCUAGUCUUAGAAGUGCAGUCAAUCCUUAUUGUUAAAGGCACAGUAGCAUCUGCAAGAUUGGCAACCAUUGGUGCAACCAUUAGCUAUGGUUAAAUUCUGUUGUAUAUACUGUAAAUGCUUAGUUGAAAACGUGGCGACUUGACGGUCAGAUCUACUGGCAAUAUUAAAAUUGAAGGUUGCAUCUGGCGACCGGGCGACCUGAUUUGAACCACCCUGGUAUCACCAAAUAUAUAUCCUACUGCGACCACUCUAUUAUUACUACAGACACUAACUUACACAACAUGUAACAUUAUUGAUUUGGAUUUCUAACAUUAUUUGCGUAGUGACUAACACUGUCUCAAUAUAUUACUGAUAUAUAAGUCAAAAGGUUACCUAGUUCUGCCAGUCCGCAAUCCUAACUGGGGCUGACAGAUAGACUGGGGCUGACAGAUGGAAAUGGAUUUGAUCUCAGAUCUGCUGCUGCUGAUGGAAAUGAAAGUGUCUGAUUUCAAACCUCUUUCAAAUGAGUUCCAGCGGCUGAUUGAAACGUGGUGUAAUAUUAACUGGCAUCUUACUGGGCUGCCAGCAGGUAUACAAAUAAGAGAACACCAUACUCACUAAUUUCAUUUCUGCCUGCCUCUUAGGUGAAAAGCUGGCAAAGCACAAAACAAAAAGUAUUUUUAAGGAAUUGCCCCCACCUCAAAAAAAGAAAAAAUCCAGAAAAAAAGAGAGACAUUAAAAAUGCAAAGAUAAAAAAAGAUUACAGAAAUUACACGGUUGCGAUAAAAAAAAAAAACCCUGAGAAAGCGGUAUGCCAUUGUUAAAUUUCUCCGAGAGCAGUAAGCGACUCAUCUGCAAAGGGCACUGCCGAUCAGAUUAGCAGCACACUGACACCACAAACAAUGUCUGCAAUUAGAAAUCGCCAUUCACAAUGACACAAUGAUACACCUUAGCAUUUCCAAAUGUCUCCUUGGUGCUGCUAUCUCCAGAUCUCCUGCAUGCAUCAUCUCCUGACGGCGUGAGGGAAAGGGAGGGGAUAGGCGCAAGGGUUCGAGUAUACAUAUAUAUAUAGGGUCUGUGAAACACUGAGAGACCAAGCAGCAAGCAGCCAGCGGAACAAGCAGCAGCAGAACAGCAAAGCAGCCUGUUUGUCUUACGCCUCCUUCUCCAAGCAUGACAAAGCUGGUCCUGGCCCUGACCCUUUGGGUCCUGGUGUCGGAGCUGAGCCAGGGCUCUGAAGGAAGGAACCCCACUUACGGGGUGAAGCUGUGCGGGAGAGAGUUCAUCCGAGCCGUGAUAUUCACCUGCGGAGGGUCCAGGUGGAGGAGGGCUGCCAGAGCAUCCACAGGUGAUCUUCCUGAUUCUUUCAACUCUGAGCGAGCCUCAGAGGACGAAGCCUCUGAGAGCUGGAACCCAGACACGGUCCCGGGGCUUUCCUACAAGGACUACCCUGAUUACGAGAGCCAGAACUGGAGGGAGCAGCUGACUGGUCUGGGCUUCAGCAGGCAGAGCCGCAGCGCCAUCUCGGAGGAAGUGCUGGAGGCCCUGCGCACAUCAGACAGGAAGGGGCGGGACGUGGUGAUCGGGCUGUCUAAUGCCUGCUGCAAAUGGGGCUGCAGCAAGAGUGAGAUCAGCUCCCUGUGCUGAGGGGUCCCUCUCCCUUUGACCCCCCAAACCCCCCCUCUAUGAGUUUAUAUUCACCACUGAGUGUUUUCAUAGUGGUGGAUAACACUUUUUUUAAUGGCUGACACCCAGAUAAAUUAAACUUAACAUUUUUACUCUUCUUCAGUGAGAGCAUUGUGAGAAAUUAAAUUACAUUUAACAAAUGUUAUAAAUAAAGGAAGUGAGAUUGUAAGA
Messenger RNA from Acipenser ruthenus (sterlet), 2453 nucleotides. RefSeq names its product relaxin-3-like. Gene Ontology annotation, cellular component: extracellular region. Bases 1770 to 2243 code for a protein of 157 amino acids. The record is from RefSeq and is a predicted model, not a curated record. Lineage: Eukaryota; Metazoa; Chordata; Actinopteri; Acipenseriformes; Acipenseridae. Gene Ontology annotation, molecular function: hormone activity. The transcript is spliced from 2 exons.